Jaculus jaculus (lesser Egyptian jerboa) is the source of this 897-nucleotide messenger RNA. RefSeq names its product olfactory receptor 52D1-like. Gene Ontology annotation, biological process: G protein-coupled receptor signaling pathway. The record is from RefSeq and is a predicted model, not a curated record. Gene Ontology annotation, molecular function: G protein-coupled receptor activity; olfactory receptor activity. NCBI's taxonomy places the organism in Eukaryota, Metazoa, Chordata, Mammalia, Rodentia, Dipodidae. Gene Ontology annotation, cellular component: membrane. The coding region runs from base 1 to 897 and encodes 298 amino acids. The transcript has a single exon.
AUGUCAGCUUACAAUAAGACAUCUGUUCAUCCAUCAAUCUUCAUUCUUGUUGGAAUCCCUGGGUUGGAGGCUAUACACACCUGGAUCUCCAUCCCUUUUUCCAUAGGCUAUGUUUUAGCCCUACUGGGAAAUUUCUCACUUCUGUUUAUCAUCAAGACAGACCCCAGCCUUCACAAACCAAUGUACCUCUUCCUCUGCAUGCUGGCUGUGGCUGACCUUGUAGUGUCCACUACUGCUGUUCCCAAACUUCUCAGCCUCUUCUGGUUCCACAAUGGAGAGAUUCACAUUGCAGCCUGCCUCACUCAAGUCUUCCUGAUUCACUCUUGCUCCACAAUGGAGUCGGGAUUCAUGUUAUGUAUGGCCUUUGACCGGUACAUAGCCAUUUGCAACCCUUUAAGACACUCAGCUAUUCUGACACACACUGUAACUGCGGGUAUGGGCCUGGCAAUUGUAUUUCGGGGCACAGCCUUUCUGAGUCUUCACCCUUUCCUGCUACGUUGGCUUCCCUACUGCAGAACCAAUAUCAUUUCCCACACCUACUGUGAGUUCAUGGCCCUCAUCAAGAUUGCCUGUGCUGAGACAAGCAUCCGCAGAGCCUACAGCCUCACUGUGGCCUUCCUGACUGCUGGGGUGGACUUCAUACUCAUCAUUUGCUCUUAUAUCCUCAUCCUCAAUGCUGUCUUCCACCUGCCUUCCAAGGAUGCUAGACUCAAGACUUUGGGCACCUGUGGCUCACAUGUCUGUGUCAUCUUAGUGUUCUAUAUUCCAGCCUUCUUCUCUUUUCUUACCCACCGGUUUGGGCACCAAGUGGCUCCCCAUGUACACAUACUUGUGGCCAACUUGUACCUUCUUGUCCCCCCAAUGCUGGACCCUAUUAUUUAUGGUGUAAGAACCUAA